AUGAGGAAGUUCACCGGGAACGUAAAGCGUAACCGGGAUGACAGCCCCGAAAGGACGUGUAUCACGUUGGUGCGCGCAACGUUGCUACCCAUCCUGAGCAUCGACAAAAAUGAGAAGACGACGCUGUUUCACCCUUUUAAAAAUCCGCUCCCUGGGUUCGUGAGCGACAAAAGCCUAUAUGUUAAGAAAACUCUGGGCGCAAAGGUUAGGCGUACAGGAUGGAUAAACCUUACCAACUGCAUCCCAAGGAGAUCUGAAGGAGCAGAACCGGAUGAGCAGAAGGAGAACGAAAUAAAGGACUUUGUACCACUAAUCUUGUAUGAGGAUGAAAACAACAAAAUAGAAGUAGAUCCCAUUUUAGCUCAGUUCCUGCGGGAACACCAACGGGAAGGAGUUACCUUUGUCUUCGAAUGCUUAAUGAACCUAAGGGAUGAAAAAAUAAGUGGAUGUAUCUUGGCAGAUGAUAUGGGGUUAGGAAAAACACUCCAAAGCAUUUCUGUGUUGUAUACACUGCUAAAACAAGGGAUCAAUAAAAAGCCCGCUGUUAGAAGGUGCCUGAUUCUAUGCCCAGCUAGCUUAAUUAAUAACUGGAACGAUGAAAUAAAUAAAUGGCUACCUGGUAGAUGUAACGUGACUUGCGUUAACGACAAUGCAAAAGAGAAAAUACUAAGCAAGUUAGAAGGAUUUAAAUAUGAUUAUAAAUCCACUGUCAUCAUAUGUUCAUAUGAAUGCUUCCGUAUUAACAACGAAUCCCUAGACAAGUCCUCCAUAGAUAUGAUAAUAUGUGAUGAGGCACAUCGGUUAAAGAACGACAAGACCAAGACCUAUAUGAGCAUUUAUAAUUUGAGUGCUAGGAAGAGGCUUCUUCUCUCUGGUACUCCAAUACAAAACGACCUAAGUGAAUUUUUCGCUUUGAUUUCUUUAUGCAAUCCUGAUCUCUUUGACGAUACCAUUUUGUUUAGAAAGAAAUAUGCUAACCCCAUCUUAAUUGGAAGAGAUAAAGACGCAACGGAGAAAGAACAACAGAUCGCGUCGGAGAGAUUAGCCGAACUGUCAACCAUAACAAAUAAGUUCAUCCUCAGAAGAACAAACAAUCUACUCUCCAAAGUACUACCUGUAAAAUACCUUAUUAACAUCUUUAUUAAAUUGAAUCCGAUACAAGAAGCUUUGUAUAUGCUUUUUUUAAAAGACAAGAGAAUAUUGAAAAAUGACCAGAGCACGAACAGAGUGAAUGUACUUAUCAAUAUAAAAAAAUUGGAGAAGAUAUGCAACCAUCCUCUCCUUCUUAAUGCUAAUGAUAUAAAGGAUGUCGGACAGGUGUCCUUCGCUAAGCUCAUUGAGGAGGCCGCGAAGGAAUUGGAGAAGAAGCCAGAGCGGGGUGCCAAACGGGCAAAUGCACGUAGUGGAGGAACUAGCCCAGGUGGUGCAGGUGCGGCGGGAAAACUUUCUCCAGAAAACAACACACAGGGGGACCGGGAAUGCAAUCGGGAUCGAGACCGUGAUCGAGACCGUGAUCGAGAGCGCGAUCGGGACCGUCGAAGGGCUGUGGAAAUGGAUUAUGACAAACCGGUGAAAAAGCUCCUCGAGGAAUGCAGGAAAGAUACGCACAGAUCCUAUUACAACAUGUCCUGCAAAUUUCAGUUGCUACACUUCCUCCUAAAAACGAUUAAACAGAACACCACAGAUAAGGUAGUCAUCGUAAGUAAUUACACACAAACUUUAGACUACAUGGAAAUUCUAUGUAGAGAGAAUUCGUACAAAUUUGUCCGGCUAGAUGGUGGAAUCAACAUAAAAAAAAGGCAUAAGGUUAUUAAUGAUUUCACACACUCAAACGACAUUUUUAUAUUUCUUCUUUCUUCUAAAUCUGGAGGGUGCGGUAUCAACCUGAUCAGUUCGAAUCGUUUGGUUCUGUUGGACCCGGACUGGAACCCUGCUAAUGAUAAACAGGCUCUAGCCAGAGUAUGGAGAGAAGGGCAAAAGAAGAUCUGCUACAUCUAUAGAUUCUUCUGUACAGGUACCAUCGAUGAAAAGGUAUAUCAAAGACAGAUAAGUAAGGAUGGACUGUCCUCCAUGAUUGUUACCAAUACGAAUCUAUGCAAAGAUCAACUAUCCGACGAGAAUGUGAAGAAACUCUUUAAUUACAGAAUGAAUACUCUUUGUGAGACACAUGAUAAUAUUGAAUGCACUAGGUGCACUAUUAAAAACUGCACCGAGAAAAAUGAAGAAAACUUCUCGGAGCAGUUGGAAGAUUUUGAAGAAGAGGAUGUAAACACCUGGGCACACCACCAAAGUGUAGAAACUGUUCCUGAUGAAAUUCUAGUAAAGGCUGUCAAGGCCGCUACUGAUUACAAGAUAAACGACAUGAACAAUUUUCCCGUUUUGAAGAAAUUAUCCGAUCUGUUUGUUACCUUUGCCAUGAGCUGUAAAAUUGAGUUUCGGGACGACUUGAUUAAACAAAAGGCGCAGAAGCAGGCAGAGCUCAAGUCGCUCACAGGGCACUCCGCCGCGGCGGAGGGGCGUGACGUUCGCGGGGAGAGCGGUGCAGAUGACGACGAGGACGACGAAGCUGACGUGGAGGAUGACGAUGAAGAGGAUGAGGAAGAGGAGGAUGAAGAUGACGAAGCGGACGGGGAGAAUGUAGAGGUGAAUGGGGGCGACCGAGCAGUGGCAGGGGAACCCCCCAAACGCGCCGACAAAACGCGCAAACAAGGGUAUCAACACAAACUUAUGGAGAUUAUGGAGUACCAACUGGAGCGGAGAAAGGAGAAGGCCCAGGGGGCGGGAGACGACGAAGAGGAACCUGCGUGGGCUACGAGCACCUCCUUUCAUGGGAAAGACAAAACCAAGAAGGAGGACAAAACGAAGAGGGAGGACGGAGCCAAGAGGGAAGAUGCUAAUCAACAACCAUCGAGGGAGAUGCAACCUAUCCAAAAGAAGGACGGGAAAAUAAGUAGCAAAGGAAAGUCCAAGUCAUACGAGGAGGUCGUGGGCCAAGAGGAAGAUUCCGCUUCCAUGCGAGUCACGCGAAACAUGAGCCAUAAAAACUUGAUAGAACUUCUGUCGCAGGAUGAGGAAUCCAAGGUGACUCUUCUCUCCAUGUCGGAGGACGCUGACGCCUCCGUGGAGAAUGUAAGUACGGAUAGUUCGUACUUGAUAUAA
Messenger RNA from Plasmodium knowlesi strain H, 3159 nucleotides. Its product is annotated as DNA repair and recombination protein RAD54, putative. Lineage: Eukaryota; Apicomplexa; Aconoidasida; Haemosporida; Plasmodiidae. Gene Ontology annotation, molecular function: DNA translocase activity; ATP binding; ATP-dependent chromatin remodeler activity. Gene Ontology annotation, cellular component: nucleus. Gene Ontology annotation, biological process: double-strand break repair via synthesis-dependent strand annealing; reciprocal meiotic recombination. The transcript has a single exon. Bases 1 to 3159 code for a protein of 1052 amino acids. The record is from RefSeq and is a predicted model, not a curated record.